UACAUUGAAAUAUCUAAUAUAGUUUCUCUUAUAUCCUUCUGAUUCAGGAAAUUGAAAAACGGACCUUGAAAAAUGCUGGGUUUACAAUGACAAAUGUCAUAAUUCAAUAUUUAUUCUAUGGGACCAUUAUAUUUGGGAUCUGGACAGCUCUGUUAUUUAUUUGUUUUCGCAAUAAUUAUGGGAAUGACCAGCAGAAGAAAAUUCAGGAGCCUGAAUCAAUUUGGUCGCUUGAAACAAAUGUGCAUCAGCAAGAUAACAAUGGCUCAGAGCAAAUACCAAAGCCCCACGUAAGAGCUGAGAGGACUUCAAAGGACAGGCUGACUGCCUUGUUAGGGACUAAUGUAAAUGUUUUCUAUUCGGACCCAGAACUUGCUCAUGGACUUUUGCAAUAUGGAUUCAAUAUCAUUAUCAGCAGAAGCUUGGGCAAGGAGAGAGAGGUGCCAGACACCAGGAAUAAAAUGUGUCUUGAAAAACAUUAUCCAAAAUAUCUACCUACUGCCAGUGUUAUUAUUUGCUUCCAUAAUGAAGAAUUUAAUGCCUUGUUUCGGACAGUGUCAAGUGUCAUGAAUCUCACCCCACACUACAUCCUGGAAGAAAUUAUUUUGGUAGAUGACAUGAGUGAAUUUGAUGAUUUGAAAGAAAAAUUAGACUAUCACCUGGAAGUUUUUCGGGGAAAGAUUAAAUUGAUAAGAAACAAGAAGAGAGAGGGGCUGAUCCGAGCAAGGCUGAUUGGAGCAUCUCGCGCUUCAGGGGAUGUUCUGGUGUUCCUGGAUAGCCACUGUGAGGUGAAUAGAGUGUGGCUGGAGCCCUUGCUAUUUGCUAUCUCCAAAGACCCCAAAGUGGUGGUUUGCCCUUUGAUCGAUGUCAUUAAUGAUACGACCCUGGAAUACACACCCUCUCCUGUUGUAAGGGGAGCUUUCAACUGGAAGCUACAAUUUAAAUGGGAUAAUGUUCUUUCCUAUGAAAUGGAGGGACCAGAGGGACCCACCGGACCAAUCAGGUCACCUGCCAUGGCUGGAGGGAUUUUUGCUAUACAGAGGAAGUAUUUUAAUGAAAUUGGACAGUAUGACAAGGGCAUGUAUCUUUGGGGAGGAGAGAAUUUGGAACUUUCACUAAGGAUCUGGAUGUGUGGAGGCCAGCUCUUUAUAAUCCCUUGCUCUCGAGUAGGACAUAUCAGUAAGCAACACAUCCAAAAUAAUUUUAGAUUUAUGCAAUCCCUGAGAUACAACAAUCUAAGACUGGUGCACGUUUGGCUGGAUGAAUAUAAGGAGCAGUUUUUUUUACAAGGACCUGGUCUGAAAUCAAUGAACUAUGGAAACAUUAGUGAGCGUGUUGAAUUAAGGAAACGAUUGGGCUGCAAGUCAUUCCAGUGGUAUUUGGAUACUGUCUUCCCAGAGCUGGAGGCAUCUAUGGAUAUCAUAUGA
Molecule: messenger RNA, 1424 nt
Organism: Loxodonta africana (African savanna elephant)
Lineage: Eukaryota; Metazoa; Chordata; Mammalia; Proboscidea; Elephantidae
Gene: GALNTL5
Product: polypeptide N-acetylgalactosaminyltransferase like 5
Exons: 10
Coding region: 87-1424 (445 amino acids)
Biological process (GO): spermatid development
Cellular component (GO): Golgi apparatus
Source: RefSeq, a predicted model, not a curated record